Molecule: messenger RNA, 6542 nt
Organism: Syngnathus acus (greater pipefish)
Lineage: Eukaryota; Metazoa; Chordata; Actinopteri; Syngnathiformes; Syngnathidae
Gene: eif4g3a
Product: eukaryotic translation initiation factor 4 gamma, 3a
Exons: 36
Coding region: 485-5848 (1787 amino acids)
Cellular component (GO): eukaryotic translation initiation factor 4F complex
Molecular function (GO): mRNA binding; protein binding; translation initiation factor activity
Source: RefSeq, a predicted model, not a curated record
GAAUCAUCUGUCCUACCCGGACGGCUGGAGAAGCGGCAGGCAGCUGCGCCAUGUUGGCCGACUCUCUCAUAUAUAUGCGGGCAAAAUAUGAGAGAAAACACACUUGACGAGCAGGCCAACUAAAUCUUCCCGCGCGGGAGGUUGAAGACUGUGCGGUUUCAUUUUUUUCUCCCCCCCUCUCGUGGAAAAGAAGCAAAACCGGUGGGGGGGCCGGAGAUCCGCAGAGGCUCCGGACGGGCUUGGGAAAGCUCCCCACCGUCCCCAUGAAGAGCACCGCUGAUUCCGGCAGCGACUUUCCAUGAAAAAAAGGAAACAUCCGUGUUGCUAUUUGGGCUUCUUAUCCCGCUUCUCUGGGGGGUGGGCUUGGGGCCUGUUUGGCUCCAUGUGUGCGCGUUAAAGCGACGGUCCUUUCACUAUUUGUAGCACUAUUUUGUUUUUAUCGUGUUAGUUCCUCCCUCUUUCAUUUUUUAAUUGAUUUUUUACGAUGAGUUUACCACCGAAAGUAGUUUCCAAACCCGCCGUCACCGUGAGUGGACCUGGAAGCGGACCCUCUCCGUCGAGCCAACUGCGGGCUACUCUGACCUCCGUGUCGCUGCCGCCGGGAGCCCCAGCAGUUCCCCAACCCGGAUCCGUAACGCCAACUCCGAUUCCUCGGGUUCCACAGUCACUGGAUGACAGAAUCUUCUCCACGCAGCCUGGAAUUGCCGCCGUCUACAGUCUCCCCAGGCAUGCCGGCCCUCCUUACACGCCUCACGACAUCACAAAGGGACACCCGAGCUUGGCGGGCACCCCACCGGGUCAUGCCCACUCCCCGGCGCUCUCUCAGGUAUCCGUACCCACAGCUCCCACGUAUCGCUAUCCUAAGGGCUGGGAGACAGGCGGAGGGUCUCCGUACAACCCUGGACAGAAUGCUGGCUCCGCCCCUUUAGUGUAUUCUCCUCAGACACAGCCAAUGAAUGCACAGCCGCAGAGUCGCCCGUUCGCGACAGGCCCACGACCGACCCACCAUCAGGGAGGAUUCAGGCCCAUCCAGUUUUUCCAGAGGACUCAGAUGCAGACUGCAAGGCCCACCAUCCCCACAAACACCCCCACCAUACGGCCCGGCUCCCAGGCCCCCACGGCGGCAGUCUACCCUACUAAUCAAGCAAUCAUGAUGACCAUGGCGCCCAUGCCUUUUCCGUCACCGCAGGCUGCACAGUACUACAUACCACAGUAUCGUCACAGCACUGCCUAUGUGGCGCCUCCUCAGCAGUAUUCUGUCCAGCCCCCGGGAUCUGGCACCUUCUAUCCAGGUCCAGGACCAGGGGAGUACCCGUCCCCCUAUCAUUCCCUCAGGUACCACCCACCUGUGUCACCUUCUGUCCCAGCCCCCGUGCCCACAGCCGGACCGCCGUACUACCCGGGGCAGACGGUGUACUCGGCGUCGCCGCCCAUCAUAGUGCCUACACCACAGCAACCUCCACCAGCCAAGCGCGAGAAAAAAACAUCCUCCCAGAUUCGUAUCCGCGACCCCAAUCGGGGUGGAAGGGACAUCACUGAGGAGAUCAUGGCAGGGGGGUCGGGGAGCAGGAACUCAACGCCCCCUGCCGGCCCUCCUUCCUCCACUCCUACCCCCCCUCAGCAGCCACUGAGCAGCAGGCAGACUCCGGAGCUGCAGUCGACCUCGCAGCUUCCCCAGCCUCAGCAUGGCUCUUCUGAAGACUUUACGCCAGAGCCCUUGGCGUCCCCGCAGCAGCCGCAACAAGCGGUGACAACCGGCGCCCAAGAAGCCAAACCAGGGCCAGGUGUGUCACCAAAAUUGGAACCACUUGUCCAAAAGUCUUCCCCAACUGGCCUCCUGCAGCCGGAAGCUCCAUUGGAGAGACUGGAAGCCAGCGCUCCUGCAUCGGAACCCUCUUCCACUGAUGAACCCGAGCUUGCCUUCCCUGCCGCUCAGCCCGCCCUCGGGGUCCUGCCGCCCACGGCUGUCGACACUGGUGACCAGCCGCCCUCAACUGCUUCAUUCUGCUCUGACGAGGAGCAUCAAUAUUCUUCGACGGCGCCUUGUAUUCCCACCGCUGACAACACACUUUCGGACGCCCACUCUCGGACUCCGACUGUCUCACUGUCAUCGAUUUCCAAGGCUGUGAAUGGUGUCGCGGAUCCUGACACCGAUGCGGAUGUGCCGUCCCCUGAGAUGCCUUUGGCGUCCCCAUCUGGAGCAAAUCCUCUUGUUGCUUCUCCCUCUUUUCAAGAGACCUCCUCUUUGGAAAUCUCACCCUCUGACGUCAGGCCAGAGGUGCCCGUCGCUGCUGAGCUGUCUCCCAUGACGUCUUUGGCGAUGGUCACCCUGACCUCCAGCCCUGUCACAACUUUGCGUGUCUCGGUCCCCCCCGGCCUUCCCCCUCUUGUGCAGGCCACAGCAGAGACCGAUGAGCCCAAGCAGCCCCUGGAGAGAAAGGACCUUGUCACCGGGGUGGGGGCAGAGGCCGCUGGAGUCGUUACUGAAGCAGAGACCCAGCAUAAUUCAUUCACUCGGAAGAGCCCCACUACAGUAAAUCAGGCUUCAGCUGCUACACCAAAGACCUGGAGGAAACCAAAUGAAUUGAUUCACGCCAGAGAAACACCUCUGAAGGAGAAUGAGGACAAGCCUCGGCUCGUUGACCCUGCUGCUGCGGAUCCGGCGCUGCAGUCGACACUGCUUGGGGGCUCCGGGGCAUUGCGCUUUGCCUCUGCUGACGUCCCAGCUCCUGCCAGCAGCCCCGAGGCCAACAGAAGGCUGGCUGUACCAGAGGAGAACGGAGAUGCCGAGCCGGAGGCUUUAAGGAACGGGGCGGGCCAUACCUCUGAAAAUGAGACCAACGACAGUGGUGCGUCGCCUAGGGACAAAGACAACUCCAUUGGGGCCUCGCAGGACAUAGAAGAAGGUGGUCCAGACCUGUCCGAUCCCAGCAAGAAGCGACAGUACGACAGGAGCUACUUAUUGCGUUUCCAAUACAUGCCUGCCUGUGUACAGAAACCAGAGGGUCUCCCACCAAUCAGCGACGUGGUGCUUGACAAGAUGAACCAAAACAAGUUGCCUUCUCGAGCGGUGGAUCCCAGGGUGAUUUCCAGGGGAUCCGAUUUCACACCUGCCUUUGCAGACUUUGGCAGACAGAUGAGCAGUGCGAGAGGUGCUAUGCUAAUGAACAUGGGCACGCGGCGGCCUCCUCCAAGGAAGAUCAUCAUGAGCGUCCCGGUGAAUGAUGAAGUUAAACUGCAGAGGGCAAAGAACGCCUGGAAGCCGGGCUCCAAGCGGGAGUGUGUGGUCGAGGACCCGGAGACCUUGAGGACACAGGAGCUGUUCAGGAAAGUGCGCAGCAUUCUGAACAAGCUCACGCCGCAGAAGUUCAGCCAGCUGCUGAAGCAGGUGACGGACUUGACCAUUGACACAGAAGAGCGACUGAAGGGGGUGAUCGACCUCGUUUUUGAGAAAGCUAUUGAUGAGCCCAGCUUUUCUGUCGCCUACGGGAACAUGUGCAGGUGCCUUGCUGAGCUCAAAGUGGAAAUUGCGGACAAGCCAAACAACACAGUCAACUUUCGUAAGUUGCUGCUCCACCGCUGCCAGAAGGAGUUUGAGAAGGACAAAGUGGAUGAUGUGGUGUUUGAGAAGAAGCAGAAAGAGCUGGACUCUGCUGAUUCGUCCACGGAGCGUGAGCGGCUUCAGGAGGAGUUAGAGGAGGCCAAGGAUAAGGCGCGGCGGCGAUCCAUCGGCAAUAUCAAGUUCAUCGGGGAGCUUUUCAAGCUCAAAAUGCUUACAGAGGCCAUCAUGCACGAUUGUGUUGUCAAGCUGCUGAAAAACCAUGACGAAGAGUCUCUUGAGUGCCUCUGCAGGCUUCUCACCACAAUCGGAAAAGACCUCGACUUUGAAAAAGCCAAGCCUCGUAUGGAUCAGUAUUUCACUCAGAUGGAAAAAAUAGUGAAGGAGAAGAAGACGUCGUCUCGGAUACGCUUUAUGUUGCAGGACGUCAUUGACCUGAGAUUGCACAACUGGGUGUCCAGAAGAGCCGACCAGGGGCCCAAAACCAUUGAGCAGAUCCACAAGGAGGCCAAAAUUGAAGAGCAGGAAGAGCAGAGAAAAGUGCACCAACAGCUGCUCUCCAAAGAGAACAAGAGACGAGGAGAUAUGCGAGAGCAGAGAGAGCCCCGCAUGCCCAGAGAAGAGACCUGGAAUACCGUGCCCAUGACCAAGAACAGCAGGACGAUCGACCCGAAUAAAAUCCCAAAGAUAUCAAAGCCUCAGAUGGAUGAGAAGAUCCAGCUUGGCCCGCGGGCUCAAGUCACAUGGGUGAAGGGAAGCAGCGGUGGAGCCAAGGCCAGCGACUCAGAACUGUUGAGGAGUGGCAGCAGCCUCAACCACUACUCUGUGCUGCAGUCCACACUGUCUCAACAGGCUUCGUCGGCUGCUCCACAGAACCCAGACUUUGAUUCGAGGCGGACUCUCGGAAGCAAUCGUAGCAGUGUGGCACGGGAGCGCAGUGAGAAGUCACAGGUCCAAACGGCGCCACCGUUGUCGGCGUCGCCGAGGCUCGCGUCUUUCAACCGGGGUGACAGUAAUAAGAAUCUGCAAGACAGCCAUCCCCCGGAGGAGACGCGGAGGGAGCGGGAGAACGAGGCAGCAGAGCCCCGCAGAAAAAGUGUCACUGAGGACAAACCAGAGCCAGAACCAGAGCGUAGCAAGACCAGAGAGCCUGUCAAACCGGAGCCAGAAAGGCUUGUCCUGUCUGAGGAAGACAUGGAGUUUAAGUCCAAGUCCAUCAUUGAUGAGUUCCUCCACAUUAAUGAUUACAAGGAGGCCGUUCAGUGUGUGGACGAGCUGGUUUCGGCCCCCCAGCUGCACAUCUUCGUGCGUGUCGGAGUGGAGUCGACGCUGGAGCGCAGUCAAAUCACACGGGACCACAUGGGCCUGCUCUUCUUGCAGCUGGUUCAGCAGGGAGUUCUGCCAAAAGACCAGUUUUACAAAGGGUUUGCUGAAAUACUGGAGCAGGCGGACGAUAUGGCUAUCGACAUUCCUCAUAUCUGGCUGUACCUGGCCCAGCUGCUAAGCCCCGUGCUGAAGGACGGAGGCUUCUCUAUGAGAGAGCUCUUCAGUGAAUUGAGCAAACCCUUGUUAGCUGUGGGAAGAGCAGGAAUCCUCAUAUCUGAAAUACUGCACAUACUAUGCAAACAUAUGAGCCAUACAGCUGUGGGUUCUCUGUGGAGGGAAUCUGACCUCAGAUGGCCUGAUUUCCUGCCAGAGGGAGAGGAUGUCCAGGCCUUUAUCUCACAACAGAGGCUGGAGUUCACCCAGUUGGACGGCGCGCAACCCGAAGCAGCGCUCUCUAAAACGACCUUGUCCCCUGAGGAGCUGAGCCAGCAGCUGGAUAGGCUCCUGCUGGAGGACAAGGCCAGCGACGAGCAAAUUUUUGACUGGGUGGAGGCAAACCUGGACGAAACGCAGAUGAGCUCGUCACCCUUCCUGAGGGCACUGAUGACGGCCGUGUGCAAGGCAGCGGUGAAAGACAUUGGCACCAACUGUCAAGUAGACAAAGCCAUCAUCCAGAGGAGGUUGCCCGUAUUACUCAAGUACCUUAACUCAGACACUGAGCGACAGCUGCAAGCACUUUAUGCACUUCAGACGCUGAUAGUCUCCCUCGAUCAGCCUCCCAACCUACUGCGGAUGUUCUUCGAUUGCCUCUACGAUGAGGACGUCAUCUCGGAGGAGGCGUUCAACAAGUGGGAGACCAGCAAAGACCCCGCAGAGCAGGAGGGCAAAGGCGUGGCCCUCAAGUCGGUGACGGCCUUCUUCACGUGGCUGCAGGAGGCCGAGGAAGAGUCGGAGGACAAUUGAGGAGACGUGCAUGGCCCCGCUCGACAAAAUGUUGAACGUGACCCGUUCAUGUUCGCUGGAAUUCCUUUUUCUGCGGUACGGUUUGGAAACAUGCCGCCUUUUUCAGUUUGAAUUCCAAUGACGGAAGCACUAAAUACAUGUAUUAUACAUAGAAAAUAUUUUUGUUUUAAAUUUUAACUUACUUUUUUUGUUACUUUUUAAUAAGAGACUUAAAAAAAGAAGCAGCAGCAUAGAUUCUGGACUCGUUAAUUUAUUAUUUUUUUAAGGGCUGCAAAUAUGGAAGCAAGAACCUGAAGCAGCAGAAAUAAUAAUAUUAAAUAAGAAUGAUAACAAAAUAUUAAUUUUGACAAAGGAAUAGAACAGCCUCCCUGGAUUCUACACUGUUUGGAAUGAAACAGGGUAGCACAAAAUCAUUUGGGGGUUGAAAAGAAGCCAAGCUUGCGGUUAAAAUAAUCCCCCCCAAAAUCUCCCUCGGCCUCUGCUUGUACUGUUCACGUCGGCGCGACGGAAAAUGGACAACCGCAGAUGAACAAAGUGGACACGGAACCAUAAAUUGCCAGGAAGGACGAUGGAGGAACUAAGGGGAAGCGAAGCGCUCAUGACAAAAAUGCUUGUAAUACUUCAGCCCCACCCAGCUCAAUGAAAGCUUGUAAAUACAUUAAAGAUGGAGAGAAAAAAAGUGUUUCGAAACUUG